UGUGAAGAAGAGACAGCCAAGUGAAUGCUGAGACAUUUGGACAUGCAGUGGGGAGAUUUUGGUAAAUAGGAGACUGCACAAUAACAGGCUGUAAAUCAGAGUGAGAUUAGACAGCAGAGAGACAUGCAGGGUACAGAGGUGGAGACAGAGAAGCUGGGAGGGGGGAAAUAAAAUAAGAGACUACAAGAGACCUUCGAGCAUAUGCAGAGAAACCAGAAGGAGACCGCUAAGCUAGAGCAGUCAGUACAGAGAGAGCACUUGCUGGAGAGACACGAGGUUUGUGUAGAGUGCACUCAGCAGGGAGCAGCCAGGGAGGGAGAGAGAUCAAAGCACUCAGCAAUGUGACCGGGAGUGUGCACUGGAAGAGACGCCCUGUGAUGAUCAUAACCUGUGGGAUCUCCGUAAGAGACAGCCUGGAUCCUGCGAGUUCCUGCAGGGAGCCUGGAGCAAUGGGAGGCCGUGAUCAAGGAGGAAUGAGACUGCUGCUGGGAUCACUGAUACUUCUCCUGUGUGCACCAGGGUUGCGAUGCAGUUCUGAGUGUUCCUGUGGACGCAAUCACUUUACCUGUGCUGUCAGCGCCUUUGGAGAGUGUACGUGUAUCCCAGCGCAGUGGCAGUGUGACGGAGACAAUGACUGUGGAGAUCACAGUGACGAAGAUGGUUGCAUGUUGCCUACCUGUUCCCCACUGGAUUUUCACUGCGAUAACGGAAAAUGUAUCCGUCGUUCGUGGGUGUGCGAUGGUGACAAUGACUGCGAGGAUGACUCUGACGAACAGGACUGCCCGCCGCGAGAAUGUGAGGAAGACGAAUUCUCAUGUCAAAAUGGUUACUGUAUCCGCAGCCUGUGGCACUGUGACGGGGACAAUGACUGUGGUGAUAACAGUGACGAGCAGUGUGACAUGAGGAAAUGUUCAGAGAAAGAGUUUGGCUGCGCUGAUGGGAGUUGCAUUGCGGAGCACUGGUUCUGUGAUGGAGAUACAGACUGCAAGGACGGUUCUGAUGAGGAGUCCUGCCCCUCUGACGUCCCAGCCCCGAGCUGCAGUGUGGAGGAGUUUCAGUGCGCUUACGGUCGCUGCAUUCUAGACAUUUACCACUGCGAUGGUGACGAUGAUUGCGGAGACUGGUCUGAUGAGUCCGAUUGCUCCUCCCACCAACCCUGCCGUUCAGGAGAAUUCAUGUGCAACAGUGGCCUGUGUAUUAAUUCCGGCUGGCGCUGCGAUGGAGACUCCGACUGCGAUGACCAAUCAGACGAGAGAAAUUGCACAACCUCUGCCUGUAACUCGGACCAGUUCCGCUGCGCAUCGGGGCGCUGUGUACGACUGUCGUGGAGAUGCGAUGGGGAGGACGACUGUUCAGAUAACAGUGACGAGAUGGGCUGUGAAAAAACCGGUACCCCCCAGUGCGCUCAGGAUCAGUUUCAGUGCAGCAACGGACGUUGUAUUGGGCAAAGGAAGCUCUGUAAUGGAGUUAAUGACUGUGGGGACAGCAGCGAUGAAAGCCCGCAUCAAAACUGCAGACCUCGCACAGGAGAAGAGAAUUGUAAUCACCAGAAUGGGGGAUGUGCACAGAAGUGUCAGACCGUGCGUGGAUUGGUGCAAUGCACAUGUCAGACGGGAUACAAGUUAAUGGAGGAUGGGCGAUCUUGCCAGGAUGUGAAUGAGUGUGCGGAGGAAGGCUACUGUAGCCAGGGAUGCAGUAAUUCGGAGGGAGGCUUCCAGUGUUGGUGUGAAGCAGGAUACCAACUCCGACCAGAUAAACGCAGCUGCAAAGCACUCGGGCCAGAGCCAGUUCUACUUUUUGCAAACCGGAUAGAUAUACGGCAGGUCCUGCCACACCGUUCGGAGUAUACCCUUCUUCUGAAUAAUCUGGAGAACGCCAUCGCCUUGGAUUUCCACCACAGCCAUGAGCUUGUCUUCUGGUCAGAUGUUACCCUUGACCGAAUCAUGCGAGCUAACCUCAAUGGAAGCAAUGUUGAAGAGUUGGUAUCUACGGGUCUCGAGAGUCCAGGUGGUCUCGCCAUUGACUGGAUUCAUGACAAAUUGUUCUGGACAGAUUCUGGCACUUCCCGUAUCGAAGUUUCCAAUCUCAAUGGGUCACAUCGCAAGGUUCUUCUGUGGAACAACUUGGAAAAACCCAGAGCCAUUGCCUUGCAUCCCAUGGAGGGCACCAUCUACUGGACAGAUUGGGGUAACACACCACGUAUUGAAUAUGCCAGCAUGGAUGGGACCAAUCGCCGUGUUAUUGCUGACACACAUCUCUUCUGGCCCAAUGGACUGACCAUUGACUAUGCUGGGCGGCGCAUGUACUGGGUGGAUGCUAAGCACCAUGUCAUUGAAAGAGCAGACCUGGAUGGAUCCAACCGCAAGGCUGUGAUUAGUCAAGGGCUCCCACACCCGUUUGCCAUCACUGUGUUUGAAGAUAGUCUGUACUGGACCGAUUGGCACACUAAAAGUAUCAAUAGUGCCAAUAAAUUUACAGGAAAGAAUCAGGAAGUGAUCCGGAAUAAAUUACAUUUCCCCAUGGAUAUUCACACUCUGCAUCCUCAGCGCCAACCUGCAGGAGCUAAUCGCUGUGGAGCCAACAAUGGUGGCUGUUCUCACCUCUGUCUGCCCAGUGGAAACACUUUCACCUGUGCUUGUCCAACUGGUUUCCGCAAGACCGGCUCUCAGGCCUGUGCCAGAAGUCUUGACAAGUUCCUGCUUUUUGCCCGAAGGACGGACAUCCGGAGGAUCAGCUUUGAUACAGAUGACCUGUCUGAUGAUGUCAUCCCAUUGUCUGAUGUGCGCAGUGCUGUAGCACUGGAUUGGGACUCCACUUAUGACCACAUGUACUGGAGUGAUACCACCACUGACUCAAUCAGCCGGGCAAAGUGGGAUGGCAGUGGCCAGGAGGUCGUCAUAGAAACAAGCUUAGAGAGUCCAGCUGGACUUGCCAUAGAUUGGAUCACUCACAAACUGUACUGGACAGAUGCAGGUACGGACCGAAUCGAAGUAGCAAAUACUGAUGGGUCAAUGCGCAGUGUGUUGAUCUGGGAGAACCUAGACCGCCCACGGGAUAUUGUGGUGGAUCCAAUAGGAGGAUACAUGUAUUGGACAGACUGGGGAGCAAACCCAAAGAUCGAGCGUGCAGGGAUGGAUGCCGUUGGUCGUAUGGUCAUCAUCUCCUCCAACCUAACCUGGCCAAAUGGACUAGCCAUUGACUAUGACUCAGAGAGACUUUACUGGGCUGACGCAGGAAUGAAGACCAUUGAAUCUGCACGGCUGGAUGGGUCUGACAGACAGGUACUGAUGAAUACUGAUCUCCCGCACCCUUUUGGUUUGACUCUGUAUGGGGAUCGGAUUUACUGGACUGACUGGCAAUCAAAAAGUAUUGAGAGCGCAGACCGGAAGACUGGGCUUGGACGUAAAACUGUGCGGGAGAACCUUGAGAAUCUGAUGGACAUCCAUGUGUUCCACCGCCAUCGGGAGCAGGUCCAGUCUGGUUGCUCCAAAAAAAACGGAGGAUGCAGCCAUAUCUGUCUUCUCUCACCUCAGCCAAAAGGUCACAGCUGUGCCUGUCCUACGGGGGUCAAUCUGCUUGGAGAUGGCCGUACUUGCUCAUCAGGAAUGGACCGUUUCCUCAUCUUUGCUCGCAGGACAGACAUUCGCUCUGUCUCUCUGGAUAUCCCAUAUUUUGCAGAUGUCGUUCUCCCGGUUAAUGCUACCAUGAAGAACACAAUAGCUGUUGGCGUGGACCCACUGGAUGGUUUGGUGUAUUGGGCAGACAGCACACUACGGAAAAUUAGUCGAGCAGCUCUAGAUGGGUCUGGUCACCAAGACAUUAUCACCACCGGUUUGGUCACCACAGACGGUCUGGCUGUCGAUGCGAUCGGCCGAAAAGUAUUCUGGACAGACACUGGGACAAAUCGAAUUGAGGUGGCAAAUUUGGAUGGCUCUAUGAGGAAGGUGCUUGUAUGGCAGAACUUGGGCAGCCCUCGAGCCAUUGCCCUUUACCACGAAAUGGGAUACAUGUAUUGGUCAGACUGGGGGGAGAAUGCAAAGCUGGAAAGAGCAGGAAUGGAUGGCUCAGGCAGAACAGUUUUGAUCAGCUUGAAUCUCGGAUGGCCAAAUGGACUGGCUGUGGACAAGGCUGGAUCUCAACUUUUGUGGGCAGAUGCACAUACUGAGAGGAUAGAGGCCUCGGACCUUAUGGGGAAAAACAGACGGAUCCUUGUGUCUCCAGUCCACCAUCCAUAUGGCCUCACUCUCCUGGAUGCCCACAUUUACUGGACUGACUGGCAGACACGCAGCAUCCAAAGGGCAGAUAAAGACACCGGGGCAAAUAUUAUUGUAGUCCGAGACAACUUGGCCGGCCUCAUGGACAUUCAAGCUGUGGACAGGACUCAUGCCCUAGGAUUUAACAAGUGUGGAGAGCGAAAUGGGGGCUGCUCCCAUCUGUGUCUGCCAAACCCAUCCAGCUACUCAUGUGCCUGUCCUACUGGUAUCCAGCUGAAGAGUGAUGGCCGGACGUGUGAUCCUUCUCCCGACACUUACCUCCUGUUCUCCAGUCGAGGCUCCAUUCGCAGAAUUUCACUCGACACGAAUGAUUAUACAGAUGUCUAUGUUCCCAUCCAGGAGCUCAACAAUGUAAUCUCUCUGGAUUACGACAGUGUGGAUGGAAAAAUAUACUACACAGAUGUGUUCCUGGAUGUGAUCAGGAGGGCAGAUCUGAGUGGCGUGGGCAUGGAGACCGUUAUUGGUGAGGGACUGAAGACCACCGAUGGGCUGGCGGUCGACUGGGUUGCCAGAAAUUUAUAUUGGACAGACACUGGUCGGAAUACCAUAGAGGUGUCAAGGCUGGACGGACGACACCGGAAAGUGCUAAUAAAUAACAGUCUGGACGAACCUCGUGCCAUUGCAGUAUUUCCAAGAAAGGGUUUUCUUUUCUGGUCAGACUGGGGUCACGUUGCGAAGAUUGAAAGGGCUCAUUUAGAUGGCUCUGACCGCAAGACGAUAAUUAACACUGAUCUGGGCUGGCCAAAUGGAUUAACUCUGGAUUAUGACACCCGCAGGAUAUUCUGGGUUGACGCACACCUGGAUCGCAUUGAACACUCUGAUCUGAACGGGAAGAUGCGCCAAGUGCUAAUCAGUCAGAUGUCUCAUCCCUUCGCUCUCACACAGGAAGGACGCUGGAUCUACUGGACAGACUGGCAGACAAAAUCCAUCCAGAGAGUAGAUAAAUACACUGGUCGGGACCAGGAGACUGUUUUGGGGAAUGUUGAAGGCUUGAUGGAUAUCAUUGUGGUGUCUCCUCACAGACAGACAGGUACUAAUUCGUGUGGAGUAAAUAAUGGUGGCUGCUCUCACCUCUGCUUUGCCAGAAGUUAUGACUUUGUUUGUGGCUGUCCGGAUGACGUUGAUGCCGAGACUUGCUCCCUCAUUCCUGGUUUCCUACCCUCUGCUCCUUUACCAACCAACCACAGUGAGAAGAUCUCUGGUCCCAUCAGUCCAAACACCCAAGGCGAGCGAGGGAAUGAUGGCGUUGGGGUGACUGCUGGAAGCUGUUCAGAUGAAGAUGGGGCCCGGGGGCUUUGUGUAUCUAACGGAGCUAUACCAGCCAGCACAGCGGAUAGACUGCGCGUGCCAUAUAUAAUCGCUGGGUCGCUGUCUCUUCUGUGCCUUCUCCUUCUCAUGUCCGCGUUGCUGAUAUACAGGCACCGACGUGCAAAGCUGUCAGACCCAGGACUUGGCACUUUAACCUACAGUAACCCUUCAUACCGUACAUCCACUCAGGAAGUGAAGAUAGAAGCUGUACAUAAGCCAACUACUUGCCACCUCCAGCGGCACAGAAAAGAGACUGUUCCUGACAGUGGAUGCACUAAAGAGAAGAUCCGUAUUUUGGAAGGUUUUGGUUUACUGUCUGGAGAGGAGAGUGAUUGGGAUGACCUCAAGCAGGUGAAGCCUUCAAGGGCGAGCAUCCUUCGGGACCAUGUGUGCAUUAAGACGGACACAGUAUCCCUGCAGGCAAGCACUGCUUCUCUUGACCUGACUGAGACACAACAACUAUUACAGGAAGAACAGUCUGAGAAUGGCAGUGUCCUGCUCCCACCUACCCCUGAACGGCGCAUGUCCUUGUCGGAUACUGGCUGGAGGGGUAAUCACAUACCUUCCACGGAGAGUGAGGUGUGAAGCACUGGGGGCAUAUGGACACUGCUUAUCACUCCUUAGUAUUCUUCAACUAAUAAAGAGGUUCUGUAUCUUGUAUAAACACUCCGUCCUAUUUCCUUAAGUCUGGAUACAACUGGACUCUGCGGAGAGCCUGUGAGAAGACACAAGAAAUGGACAGUUAUUUGGGGUGGGAUACGUAUUUGUGGACCGAAACAUGGACUCAAGUGUAAGCUAUCUCUUCCUGUUGCACCUGCCUCAGUGGAACAAAAAUAAUCUAUGAAAAUUUUGCAAAAUGAUGAGCUGGCAUGAGCCUUCACUUCGUAAUGUUCUGUCAUGUACUUGAACAUAAAAACAGGUCAGCAAUUGACCCCCAGAGACCCUGCUGUAUGCAUUCAGAAACCAGUGACACAUAUUCCCAUUACAUUGUGCUGUAGGGUGACCUGCAGUCUUUAUGCAUCUGGACUUUACUUUUACUAUGGACUCCACAUGCUGUUGACACACGUGGAGAAUUAACAGAUCUAUCUAUACGACAACAAGAAUACCCAAUGGAAUUAUCUAUGAACUAACUCACACGCUCGCACAUCUUGCAAAGUAUGCGGAUGCUGUGAACGGGAAGGGUUAAGCACUGAUUCUCCUGGGAGGGAAAAAUAAUUUUAAAAAAAAAAUUCUAA
Molecule: messenger RNA, 6817 nt
Organism: Pelobates fuscus (common spadefoot toad)
Lineage: Eukaryota; Metazoa; Chordata; Amphibia; Anura; Pelobatidae
Gene: LRP4
Product: LDL receptor related protein 4
Exons: 38
Coding region: 378-6167 (1929 amino acids)
Biological process (GO): receptor-mediated endocytosis
Cellular component (GO): plasma membrane; apical plasma membrane; signaling receptor complex
Molecular function (GO): calcium ion binding; hormone binding; protein binding
Source: RefSeq, a predicted model, not a curated record